AUUGAGCGGAAGUAGCGUAUGUCAAAUGACAUGCGCACUUCACGACAAUGAGGAAACGCUGCGUACUCGACCAUUAAACUUGUAAACAAUAGCGGCCGAGAUGCCCAUGUUUUUGGGGUCUGCUUUGGACAUGUAAAUAUAAGGCACCUUAAGUGGUCCUCAUGAGCAACAGUGCACCCGUGGGCACCGCGUUGGUGACCUCUGCUUGACACUUUUAUGAAUUUCAAGGUUUGGUACCAAACACUGUUCUACUUUGCAUGGACUCAAAGCUAAUGCGCAGGGCCACCAGCGCACGUCAAGACGCCACUGGAAUGGACAUCACCAGCCGCUGUACUCUGGGGGACCCUAACAAGCUUCCUGAAGGGGUCCCCCAGCCUGCCCGCAUGCCGUAUGUCUCAGACAAACACCCGCGGCAGACCUUGGAGGUGAUAAACCUGUUGAGGAAGCACCGUGAGCUCUGUGAUGUGGUACUUGUGGUGGGUGCCAAGAAAAUUUAUGCCCACCGCGUCAUACUUUCUGCUUGCAGUCCCUACUUCAGGGCAAUGUUUACUGGGGAGCUUGCUGAAAGUAGGCAGACUGAAGUGGUCAUUAGAGACAUUGAUGAGAGAGCAAUGGAACUGUUGAUCGACUUUGCCUACACUUCACAGGUGACAGUAGAGGAGGGGAACGUUCAGACUCUGCUUCCUGCUGCCUGUCUGCUUCAGCUUGCUGAGAUCCAGGAGGCCUGCUGCGAGUUCCUCAAGAGGCAGCUGGACCCUUCCAAUUGUCUGGGUAUUAGGGCAUUUGCAGACACUCACUCCUGCCGGGAGCUGCUCCGCAUUGCUGACAAGUUUACGCAACACAAUUUUCAAGAGGUGAUGGAAAGUGAGGAGUUCAUGCUACUUCCUGCCAACCAGUUGAUUGAUAUCAUUUCGAGUGAUGAACUGAAUGUGCGAAGUGAGGAGCAAGUUUUUACUGCGGUGAUGGCCUGGGUGAAAUACAGCAUUCAGGAGCGCAGACCACAACUACCACAGGUUCUGCAACAUGUUAGACUACCACUCCUCACCCCCAAGUUCCUCGUGGGCACUGUGGGGUCAGACCCACUCAUCAAGAGUGAUGAGGAGUGCAGAGACCUGGUGGACGAGGCUAAGAACUACCUGCUCCUGCCACAAGAAAGGCCACUGAUGCAAGGCCCAAGAACCCGGCCUCGGAAACCCAUACGUUGUGGAGAAGUCCUUUUUGCAGUUGGUGGUUGGUGCAGCGGGGAUGCCAUAUCCAGUGUGGAACGUUACGAUCCCCAAACCAAUGAGUGGCGGAUGGUGGCAUCAAUGAGUAAACGGCGUUGCGGAGUGGGUGUCAGUGUCCUGGAUGACUUGCUUUAUGCUGUAGGAGGGCAUGACGGCUCCUCCUACCUCAACUCAGUAGAAAGAUAUGAUCCAAAGACCAACCAGUGGAGCAGUGACGUGGCCCCAACUAGCACCUGUCGCACCAGUGUAGGUGUGGCUGUUCUAGGUGGAUAUUUAUACGCUGUGGGAGGACAGGAUGGUGUUUCCUGUCUCAACAUUGUUGAAAGGUAUGAUCCAAAGGAGAACAAAUGGACACGUGUGGCCUCAAUGAGCACCAGGCGACUGGGUGUCGCUGUGGCUGUGCUAGGGGGUUUUCUGUAUGCUGUUGGUGGGUCUGAUGGGACAUCGCCGUUAAAUACAGUGGAGCGUUACAAUCCUCAGGAGAACCGAUGGCACACGAUAUCUCCAAUGGGUACUCGACGAAAGCACCUUGGCUGUGCAGUCUACCAAGACAUGAUUUAUUCUGUCGGAGGCCGGGAUGACACAACAGAGCUGAGCAGUGCUGAGCGUUACAAUCCCAGGACUAACCAGUGGUCUCCUGUGGUUGCCAUGACAUCUAGACGGAGUGGGGUGGGCCUAGCUGUGGUCAAUGGUCAGUUGAUGGCAGUUGGAGGAUUCGACGGGACGACAUAUUUAAAAACUAUAGAAGUUUAUGACCCUGAUGCCAAUACGUGGAGGUUGUACGGAGGAAUGAAUUACCGACGACUAGGUGGUGGAGUGGGCGUCAUUAAAAUGACUCACUGUGAAUCCCACAUUUGGUAACGCUACCUCCCCCACAGACAUGCACACUUUGACGUGGAUGCCAGCAACACUCAUACCUCCAUAAAAGACUGUUUAUGUGAGAAUGAGAGAAAUGUUUGGACAAACGACACUGAAAGCGGAACAUAUUUCCUGUUCAUUUCUCCUGCAAGGUUGUCAUCAACUUUUCAAACUGUUGUCUUCAGUGAUUGUACGUGAUCACAUCCUUAUGGUGUGAGAAUGCAAACAUCUAUCAAGCAUCACUGCACCGCCUGAUUGGAGAGGUAGUUAUAUGUUCCCUUCCCAGUGACUUGGUCUUGGUUUUACCCUCUAAACAUUUAGCUCAAAAUCAGGUUUGUAAACAUGUAAGCAAUCAUUGACUCUAAACCUGAGAGUAAGGGAGGAUGUUUGAAGAUUUCAAUAGCUCUUUGGUCUUUUCCCAAACCGACCCCAAAACUGGCAAAAUAAAACCCCAUACAGCAUCCAGUAAAGAAAUAAUUUUAUCUCUCUCCUUUGCGGUAGAAAUUGUCUAGACUGAUAAAUACUAACUCGAUAUACACUCUCCCAGUCUUCGUACCUAGCUUUAGUCUGUUAAGGGUCAAGUCUGUAUUAUAAACAGGAGUUCAAAUUUAUAUGGAUACUUGGUGACAAAAGGCAGUUUCAUCAUCCACCACUUGCCAACAGAGAAAAGGGACAAGGAGGAAGUUACAUCAUAUUAAAGAGACUGCAUAUUGCACAUUUUACUUUGUUUGAAAAGAUCUUUUUGGGCUCAUCAUACAUUGAGACUCCAAAACUUCUGAUGCUCACUGAUUCUUGACUCUUGUUCUGAAACUCCUCAUUCUGUUUGCAGCUGACAGGCACAAUUGCGUUUAGUUCUAUUCGUAUUAAUUACCAAUUUAGUUCCUCCCUUCUAAACUGUUACAAACGUGGUAGCAGACCCCUUGAAUUCUUUCAGGAGAGAAACUAGAGAUUCUUCUAUCAAUCACUGUCUUUACUUGAGUAGGAAUAACUGCCAUUUAAAUUGAAUGGUCUUUUGGGAUUAUACAGUACUGGAAUGUUGGGAAAGAUCACAAGAGUAUGAGAUUUAAGAUAUUUUUGCACAAUGUCCCGAAAUUUAAAAAGUUGAUUUUCUUUUUAAAGAAAAAAUAAAGAGGGUGUGUGGGGGUCAGUUAUGAUAACAUUUUCGUAAAUGUAGAGUUAAUAUAUUGGUUAUGGACCCUAUUCAGAAACACAGUUUACUUAGUGAGUAUUGCAGGCUACAGACCCUGUUUAAAUCAAAUUUUCCCCAAAAUGAGAUUGAGGCAAUAAAGGCAGUGACCAUCUAGUAGGCAAUACUGAUGAUUUUGUUCUGAAAUAGAGGCUACUUACUGGAUUGUUGGAUAUUUUAUAAAGUAAUUUCCCUAAUGAAGACAAUUUAAGUAUUUGUUUAAAAAUUGGUAUUUGAUUGGAAUGUGUCAAUGACUUGAAUUAAUAAACCCUUAUUUAAUAUGAAUGUCGACAUAAUCUUGUGUCCCCUUGCAUGAUCAAUGCAUUUUGGUCGUGUUACGUCACAGGGUCAUUGUGUGCAGCACUGUGAUACAAUGGCUCCAUCUGCUGUACCCUGCCUGAUAGUGCCACUCUUCUCUGUUCAUGGUUAAAGUGUCCUGGUGGUCGUCUUCGAGUGUGAAAAUAAUUUUGACAAAGGUUUGGAUAUGCAGGAUGUAUUCCAGUGCAUCUAGAAGUGUGUUUUGGAUUAAAAAAUGUCUUUAAUUUUGUUCACUUCCAAAACUGUAUAGAUAUUCCAAAGUCACCAGCUGUAUUUGAUGCAGAUAUGUAGACUGUUUAAUGCAUUGGUGCUCUAAAACAGUGGGCUUUUUGAAAUAUUUGUUUUAGGUGUUUGUGGGUAUUUUUUUUUGAUGCUGUAAUCACAAAGCUCGUGAUGGUAAAUGUUAAAGGCAGCUAAGAUGUGGUUUCACCAUUUCACAAAUUAACAGAUGGAAUCUAGGAUUAGUGGUCAGUCUCCAUGUCACGUUCCACAAUGUAGUUAUGCAGGUUAUCUUACCUACAAAUGCAUCCCUCUCAAAAUGUCAACUUCAACCAUUUCAUGUUUAAGUUUUUACUUUUUAAUCAACAUUGAGAGUAAAGCCCAGUUUUUGAAAACAAAAGUGAAGUUCUCUUUAAGAAAAUUUUUCCUCUAAACUGCCUGAUUCAAUUAUACACUCAGAAAUAUUACUUUUCACUGCCAUUGUGUAAUGUACCACACAACUUUUCUUUUGUGACAAUGCAUUUGUUUUUUAUUUAACGAGGCAAAUGUGCUGUAACAGCUGAAGGAGUGAGCCGUAAAAGGAAAAAAAAAAUCAUGAACGAGUAUGUCAUUAUUUUUUUUUUAUUUUUGGGAAGCACAGUUACUUUUCCCUCCCUUAAGAAAAGCCUUCAUUUGAAUACUUUUACACCUUUUUGAAAAGGUCUUGACACGAUAACCGGGCAUGUCUGUAUGCGGUUCUUAACUUUAGGGCAAUUUCCCAGGAAUUAUUUGCUCUGAACUUGCUUCCCUUGUAUUGAAGGACUUAUGUCAAGGGGGUCUUAAAUGUGACCCAUACGGAUUCUGAACACAGAUUCAUAUCAAAGUAUGGUCUGAACAUCAAAAAUUUUAUUAUAAAUAAAAUAUGUUUUUGUGAAAGAA
This is a messenger RNA of Syngnathoides biaculeatus (alligator pipefish), 4725 nucleotides long. It is a transcript of the gene klhl20, whose product is annotated as kelch-like family member 20. The coding region runs from base 258 to 2087 and encodes 609 amino acids. Gene Ontology annotation, molecular function: protein binding. The record is from RefSeq and is a predicted model, not a curated record. Lineage: Eukaryota; Metazoa; Chordata; Actinopteri; Syngnathiformes; Syngnathidae. The transcript is spliced from 15 exons.